UUUCACUGCGGAAAAGUAUAAAAAGCGAAUGAAUUCCUUUCGUCAUUCGUGUCUGAAUUGUUGCGAUUAAGACCGGCCAUGAAAUUCCUCGUUUUGAUUCUGUUUUUCGGCUUAGCCGCCGCAUUUCCCUACAAUGUAGAAGAGUACAUGGACGAAGAUGAUGAGGAUGAUACCAAGACUGAAAUUGGAAAGCAUUUGAAAGAUACGUUACAAGACGUAUUACAAAAGAUCAAAGAUGCUAUAGAGCAUGGAAAGACAGUUAAAGAAGAUCUUAUAAUAAAGGCCAAAGAACUGAAAGAAAAGUUGAAAGAACUCCACGUUAAGGUCGGAGAUAAACUCAAAGAAUUAAUAGAAAAAACAAAAGAAAGAGUAAGGGAUUGGCUUAGAAAGAUGAUCGGAGGAGACGAUGAGAAAAGAGAUUUUUCAGGGUAUUUCAGAGAAGAUAUUAGGACCGAACUUGGUCAAAAACUGAAAGAUGCUCUUGAAAAAGUCUUGAAUAAAAUGAAAGAUGCUAUGGACCACGGAAAGGAAGUUAAACAAGAUCUUGUUGAAAAGGCCAAAGAGCUCCGUGAGAAGCUGAAAGAACUUCGCAUUAAAGUUUCAGAUAAAGCCAAAGAGCUGAUAGAAAAAUUGAAAGACAAAGUUGCAGAUUGGUUUAGAAAACUGUUGGAUAAAGAUGAGGAUGAUAAUAUCGAACGAAGAGACCUUGAUAUAAGAAACAAACUGAUACAGUUUAUCAGGAGAUUGAAAGCUAAACUCGACGAACUUGAGGAUAAAGGAAAGAUUCGCGAAUUUAUCGAAAACAACGUAAAAAGCAGCAUGAUCCGCGAAAAGCUUCUUGAAUGGUUAGACAAAGGAAUUGAAAAAUUCAGAGAAUUUCUUGAUAAGAUGGAUCGCAGCGAAAAGAGAUCCGCCGAGAGCCUUUUGGACCAUCUUAUCGAUGUUUUGAGUAAAGUUCGUCUUACCACCGGCGAAAAAAUCGAUUCGUUCGUUGAAUUUCUAAAGGAGACUUACGAUGGCGGCAAAGAAGUCUUGAAAGACAAAGCCACUUUCGUCAAAGAUCUCGCUCGUCACUUCUUGGAACGUGCCGAACAUUCCGGCAAAGAAGUAGCUCAACAGGCUCUUAAAUUCUUCCGUAUGUACAAAGAAGAUUUAGGCAAACUGUACGAAGAUGUGGAAGAAAAAGUGAAGGAAAUAGUCAGGCAAUAAAUAUUGCAUUCUCUGUAUUCUUUCAUCAGUAAAUAAAUGAAACAUUUAAUUUUAAAAUAA
Messenger RNA from Centruroides sculpturatus (bark scorpion), 1269 nucleotides. RefSeq lists its product as uncharacterized. Lineage: Eukaryota; Metazoa; Arthropoda; Arachnida; Scorpiones; Buthidae. Bases 79 to 1209 code for a protein of 376 amino acids. The record is from RefSeq and is a predicted model, not a curated record. The transcript has 10 exons.